AUGUGUGGUCUAAAGGAUGAGUUGACAGCAGAGCCCACCCCUGCAUCUGAGCCCCUCGGGGCCCAGUAUGACAUUUUAAGGACCAUAGGCGAGGGAAGCUACGCCCAAGUGAAACUGGCCAACCACCGGCUCACGGGCACAGCCGUGGCGAUAAAAGUCCUGCUAAAGGAGAAAAUACACUACUACCUAAUUAGUACGGAAGUGGAGAUAAUGAAGAGGAUGAACCAUCCCAACAUCGUUUCUCUGCACCAAAUCAUUGAAACCGAGAAGAAUGUCUUUCUGAUCCUGGAACUGGCUGAUGGACAUGAGCUACUUAACUGGAUUAAGCAAUUUAGCUUCCUGCCUGAGGGCCUAGCCCGGAAAAUAUUCAGGCAAAUCGUUCACGCCAUGUGCUACUGCCACGACAUCUGUGUAGUUCACCGAGAUCUCAAGCCAGACAAUAUUAUGGUUGAUUCUACAGGCAAAGUCAAAAUUGUAGACUUUGGGCUGGGUGCCUUCAUUAAGCCUGGAAUGAAGCUGUCUAGAUUUUGUGGUGCCUUACAAUUUUCUGCACCGGAAUUCUUCCUGGAACAACCAUACGAUGGCACCAAAGUUGACGCAUGGAACUUAGGCAUCAUUCUGUAUUUUAUGGUGACCGGAGCCCUGCCAUUUGAAGGUGCUACCUAUAAAGAACUUGAAAGGCGGGUUUUACUAGGACGGUAUGUUAUUCCCCGCCACUGCCACCUCUCAAAAGAGCUACGAGGGAUUAUCCGGUUACUUCUAACCGUAAACCCUCUAGAAAGACCAGCACUGAAGGACAUCAUGGCACACCCGUGGCUUAAGAAAGAAGAGCCAAGUUUAUCAAGUCACUCUGUUAAGAUGGACCCUAGCCACCUGGACCCUGAAAUCAUGACGGUCAUGGCAGAUAUGGGGUUCGACCCACGUGAGGUUCAGAAAUCUUUCACUGAUAAGCUGUAUAAUGAACCUAUGGCAACUUACAGCCUACUACAAUGCCAGGCACGCCAGCAGGAUGACUACACCAGCCAGCCUGAGCCAGUGAAACCAGGAGUAACACCUUUCCCCACUCUCACAGAUCCUACCACCUUCCCUUGUUACCAAAAGAGGGUGACUAAUCCACCAGCCAUUCGAGUCUUUCUUUCAUUAUCUUCAAAAACUGACUCUCCUGAGAACAAAGAGCAGGCAGGGCAGAGGCUAAGAAGAAGUGCCACUGAACCUGUAAUGCUGCCCCACUGCUCACAGAAAAGUAUGGUCACUUUUGAUGAAGACAGUGUCUCCACAGGGACACAGAGCAAUCUGAGUGUGAACUCAAUCCGAGGUGCAUACAGGAGCUGGAAGAAGUGGACAAGGAGGAUUGGGGAAAGUUUAUUACAGCUCUGCUGCUGCUGCUGUGUGCCACGCAGGAAGAGAAGAGUUGUGCCCCAAAGGGAGGCAUAG
Molecule: messenger RNA, 1434 nt
Organism: Arvicanthis niloticus (Nile rat)
Lineage: Eukaryota; Metazoa; Chordata; Mammalia; Rodentia; Muridae
Product: sperm motility kinase Z-like
Biological process (GO): intracellular signal transduction; protein phosphorylation
Cellular component (GO): cytoplasm
Molecular function (GO): ATP binding; protein serine/threonine kinase activity
Source: RefSeq, a predicted model, not a curated record